AGUCCUGAGGGUUGGGAGCCCCCAUCCUGCGUCUCUGUCUCCCCCUCCUGUCGUCAGUAACAGCCUGCGUUUCCCGUUCCCAUUAUUUUCCACUCAUUCCUCGCAGUUUAAAAUGGCGGCGUUGAGCAGCGCCGAGACCCAACCGCCCGUCUUUAACGGAGACACCGCGGAGCGGGAGCCGGGCCGGGAGCAGGGCCUGGAGGAGUUGGGUCCGCAGGAUGAGGAGAUAUGGAAUAUAAAACAGAUGAUAAAGUUGACACAAGAACAUUUAGAGGCCCUUCUGGAUAAGUUUGGAGGAGAGCACAACCCUCCUUCCAUAUAUUUAGAGGCAUAUGAGGAGUACACAAGUAAACUGGACGCCCUGCAGCAGAGGGAGCAACAGCUGCUAGAGGCCAUGGGCAACGGCACAGACUUCUCCUGCUCCCCUUCUCCCAUGCCAGCCCUUCUGGAGGUCAUGAGCGGAGGUUGUGGGGUUGCUGGGGGGGCUCAGGCCUUUCCCUCAGCCCCCAAUACCUUGGCUGUCCUGCAGACCCCUACAGACGCUGGUCGAGCCAACCCUCGCUCCCCCCAGAAGCCCAUCGUUAGGGUCUUCCUGCCCAACAAACAGAGAACUGUGGUCCCAGCUCGCUGUGGGAUGACUGUGAGAGACUCACUGAAGAAAGCUCUGAUGAUGCGAGGCCUAAUUCCAGAAUGCUGUGCAGUCUACAGGAUACAGGACGAAGAGAAGAAACCAAUUGGCUGGGACACAGACAUCUCCUGGCUCACAGGAGAGGAGUUACAUGUAGAAGUCCUGGAAAAUGUUCCGCUCACCACACACAACUUUGUAAGGAAGACCUUCUUCACACUGGCCUUUUGUGACUUCUGCAGAAAGCUGCUCUUCCAGGGUUUCCGCUGUCAGACCUGUGGCUACAAGUUCCACCAGCGUUGCAGCACAGAGGUUCCCCUGAUGUGUGUCAACUAUGACCAACUAGACUUGUUGUUGGUGUCCAAAUUCUUCGAGCAUCACCCGUUUACCCAGGAGGAGGUCUCCUCAGAGGGAACGACCCCUGUGUCAGAUGCCUGUCCAUCACUACCCCCAUCAGAUUCCACCGGUUCUAUGUGCCAUACCACUUUGUCCCCGUCCAAGUCCAUACCCAUCCCGCCCAGCUUCCGGCCAAAUGACGAGGACCACCGCAACCAAUUUGGCCAGCGGGACCGCUCGUCCUCAGCCCCCAACGUCCAUAUCAAUACCAUUGAGCCUGUCAACAUUGAUGACCUGAUUCGAGAUCAAGGAUUGCCACGGUCAGAUGGAGCCCCCCCGACCCACCCCGCCCGCUGCUUGAGGAAGCACCGAACACGGACCUCAAGCCCCCUCCUAUACUCCUACCCCAAUGACAUAGUGUUUGAUUUUGAGCCUGAGCCUGUUUUCCGAGGUUCCACCGCCGGGCUCUCCGCGACGCCUCCCGCCUCUUUACCUGGCUCUUUGACCAAUGUCAAGGUUCCACAGAAGUCCCCAUGCCAACAGAGGGAGCGCAAGUCAUCGUCCUCGUCCGAGGACCGCAAUAAGAUGAAAACCUUGGGGAGAAGGGACUCCAGUGAUGACUGGGAAAUCCCCGAGGGUCAGAUCACUCUUGGUCAGAGAAUAGGCUCUGGAUCAUUUGGAACGGUCUUCAAGGGGAAAUGGCACGGUGAUGUGGCAGUGAAGAUGUUGAACGUAACUGCUCCCACACCACAACAGCUUCAGGCCUUUAAGAAUGAAGUGGGUGUCCUCAGGAAAACGCGUCACGUUAACAUCCUUCUGUUCAUGGGCUACACCACUAAACCUCAGCUGGCCAUUGUGACCCAGUGGUGCGAAGGCUCCAGUUUGUACCACCACUUGCACAUCAUCGAGACCAAGUUUGAAAUGAUCAAGCUGAUUGACAUCGCCCGGCAGACAGCUCAGGGCAUGGAUUACUUGCAUGCCAAAUCAAUCAUCCACAGAGAUCUGAAGAGCAACAAUAUCUUCCUCCACGAGGAUCUGACGGUGAAGAUUGGUGACUUUGGUCUAGCUACAGUCAAGUCCCGCUGGAGUGGCUCCCACCAGUUUGAACAGCUGUCUGGCUCUAUACUAUGGAUGGCCCCAGAGGUGAUACGACUGCAGGACAAAAACCCCUACAGCUUUCAGUCAGACGUCUACGCAUUCGGCAUUGUGCUGUACGAGCUAAUGUCAGGAGCCCUGCCCUACUCCAACAUCAACAACAGAGACCAGAUCAUAUUUAUGGUUGGUCGAGGUUACCUGUCUCCCGACCUCAGCAAGGUGCGCAGCAACUGUCCAAAAGCCAUGAAGAGGCUGAUGGCCGACUGCCUGAAGAAGAAAAGAGAGGAAAGACCCCUCUUCCCUCAGAUCUUGGCGUCCAUUGAGCUGCUUGCACGCUCAUUACCCAAAAUCCACCGCAGCGCCUCAGAGCCUUCGCUAAACCGAGCCGGCUUUCAGACGGAGGACUUCAGCUUAUACGCCUGCGCGUCGCCCAAAACCCCCAUCCAAGCCGGCUGCUAUGGUGAGCUCAUGCACAUUACAACAAUCUCAACAGUAGGUGUGAUUAAUUAGUACUGUAAACUAGUCCGCUGAAGAAGGAAAUUGGAAGUUCUUUUGAUUCUAGAUUGUUUUUACUCAAAAUACAAAUGUUAAUAAGUAAUUGGACACAAACUCCUUCAAAGAAACUUUGAUUAAAACAUGGGUUAUGCUGAGGUAUUGGUUAUAUAGACUAUUUCUUGUACCGUUGAGUAGUACUACACUGAUUAAAUGCAAAAAGACCUGAUCUUAAUUCAUUAUUACAUUUUGUACAUUUAAUGAAGGUAUAAAGGAAGUCUUUAUUUACAGGCCGUCUGCUCUUGUAUUCAGGCAGAUUCAGUGUAUUUGGAGCUCGUACUACUUUUUUAUGAUCGUGAUACUAGCUACAGAGAGGUUGGGAAGGUAUUUCUAAAAAUAAAUCAAUGUUAAAAAACUGUGCCGUUAACAUACGCAUAGCACAUUAGCACAAGAUAAACUAGCUUUAGCAUGUUUAUGCCAUGUUAGUUACUGAAUGUAUACUGGAAAUACUAGGCUAAAAAAACAUCUAAAUCACAGCCCAGGUUGUGGACAGUCAUUGGAUCCAAGUAGCAUGACGUUGUUAAGAGCGCCAGCUCCCUUAGUCACUCAGAAGCCAGAACGCGUUCAGCGUAAAAUAAGGAUUAGAGCGAGGGACGAUGCUCGUCUCUGCUACUCCGUUCUGAAAUUCCCCCACAUAAACCUAUAACCCAGUCUGAAAACCGGCAGAAUUGCAGGUUUUUAUAAAGAAUUCCUCUUCUCUAGAGUAAUCGUGUUGCUCCUUAAAGAAAUGUGUCCACACUUGGAUCUCCAGAUGAUGCGGUUGAACUUUCACACUGAUCUUUAUCUUCUAUCUUUAUCUAAGUUGUUUUCCCGCAGGUCAUUUUGUAGACCCUCUUGUCUGUCCCAGGCUACAUCAACACUAAUAUGUAUCCAUUUAAAACAAAACCGUCAACACAGGCCUUUUCAGCAUUGUUUUCAAAAUUAUUUUCAUUCAUACUAGUAAUGCCUCAAAUCGAAUAUCGCAUGUUCAUGUACACUCUGCAUGCGGAUGGUGGUGUAAACAGGAUUUCGAUUUGUUAUAAGAUAAAAUAUGUGAGUAAUAUAAUAGUUUAAUAAUGGAAGAUUAUGCUUUACUCCAGAUCUUCCUCUUAAAUCUUCCUCAAUAAACCCAAACCGAAAAAAAAAAGUCAGACUUUGCAGGUCUGUCUCUUAUUCUCACACGCAUCAGAUUUACCUUAAAAUGAAAAGUUACACAUAAGAACUGACUGGAUUGUGGGUCAUUAAUGCGGUCAUGACGCGUCUCAUUCAUUUCCUCUUGGUUUAGUUGUUGCCUGUUCUUAACCUCGUAGCUCUGCUGGUGGCAGAUUUUAACUGUACAAUAGCUGCUAGUAAGGAUAACAAGGUUAGUAACACCCAUACUCACUUAAAUUACCUAUAAUGUUAAAUUAAAUGAACCACUGUGGUAGUUGCUUGAUAAUCAAGACUGUUGUUUUGUGAUCUACCGGGAAUGGGUCCGAUGGUAGGGUGAAUGCCAAUGAGGGAAGGGUGCGUUGUGACUGCAAAGAUCCAGUGAAGUAUCAACGGGGGUGUCUAUGUCAUCCUUUCCAAACGUAUGCGUUUACCAAAGUCCACACUAAGUGGUAGAUUUACCCGUCUUUCACAGUGUUUUUAAACUUAUCUUUUAUUCAGAGCUCUAAAACUCAACAAAAUAUAUGCGUUUUUAAAUGGAAAUGUAGUUUAGUUUUGUAGUGUCGACGCCUAAGAAAGCUGUUAUGCACAGCUAUCAAUUAACACUAGGCCGUGUUUCCAUGGAGAACCAUCAAUCGUAAUGAUGCUUAUAGAAAAAUAAUUGACAUUCCUGUGGCAACACACUAAUCUUCUCUGUCUCUUUUUAGGGGAGUUUUCGGCAUUUAAGUAAGUGUUGCAGAUCCCAAAAGUCCAUCUCUCUUCGUCACUUCUGAAAAGUCUCAUGCCCAUGCCGUGGAUUCAUCCAUUACUGAAAAAAAUAUCUUAUUUCAACCUGAAGAAGGAAGCCUCACUGGUUCCUUACAACAAAAGCUGUCCACCAGGCAAAAAUCAAAAGACACAACUCAUUACAAAAAGAAAAAAAACACAAUCAAAAAAUUGGAAAAAAACAAGACACACAGCUAUCCGUACCUAAAUGGUUUUGAAGAGGUGACGUCAAACAGAUGGACUUACCUGCUGGGGGAAAAGACGAAAGCAAGGAGAGAUGGAGGCAAAUCAUCAAGAUGUGGAAGUCUAGAGUGCUCCUGGUGCCAUCAUUUCCUUUGCAGGUAAGGUGUUUGUCAGCAAGGUGCUGGACUGCUCUUUGAGGGACUGCAGAAACGGGCUUGUGGGAGGAGUAAGGGCCUGCUGUCCGCCUAUCGAAAUAAAAGGCCACGUGUAAGACCGGCGUUAACCAAUCCCCAGGAUGUGCUCCAAGUAACUCAACAGGGUUUCCCCUAAUGGAAGACUGACUAGAAAGAUAGAUCUGUUUUUAUUUUCUAUUUUUUUUCCGAUUUUUAGAAUGCUGACCGUUUUUUCUGUCUAUAUGAGAAGAAAGCUUUUUUUCCGGUCACGCACAUAAUGAACCCAUACCGUUAAGUAAUGAAAUUCCGGGAAAUACCUUUUACCUAAAACGGUAACAGCUGUUUAUCUACUGACAAAAAUAGAAGCCUUUAUUUGGAAGGAAAAAUGCUAAUUUGUGGGGUAAUAAAAGAUUUACGAAAGGGAUGUCUCAUUAAAAAAAGCCUGGUCUAACCAACCAAAUGAUAUGCUUUUUAUUAGACCGCGCUAGCGGUGUUCAAAAGAGGCGCUUUACCUUUUCAUGUUAAUGCGAAAGGAACAGUGUUCUGUUAUGUUCUACUAGAAGCUGUUUAUGGGGGGAGGAGGAUUUAUUUUGUUUAAAGAGCCUGGUCAAAGCCAAGCUAAUAGUCUGCCUUUACACUGACUUGGAGUGUACAGUCACUUGUGACACAGCAUCUUUACAGCAAAGCUUUUUAUUUUUAUUUUUAUUUUUUUUAUAUCCACUAAACCCAACCUCAGACUUUUAUAUAUUUUUUUUCUUUUGUUUUUUUUCACGUGGCUUUAAUAUUGCACUCAACCUACCGAUAGGGACAUCACGCAGCUGCUGACAGAUGGUAUUCAGUGUUGCCUGCCGAAAGGAACAGUGAUCCUCCGGAGAGAUCUGUUGGUAACAAAAAGUUUGAAAAUGUUAUUUCAAUCGCACCAUUUACGUUAUCUACACACAUGCACCAAUACCUUAUUUAAUUUCAGUGUGUUGACUGUUUCAGGUGUUAUUACAGGUUGUUUUUAUUUGUUUCAUCAGUGUUUGCCUUUUUCUGUACAGGCAGGCCUGCAGAUAUUUACUCAUUUACGAUUCUUUUUUGUUUUGGUCUUUUGAUGCUUGUUUACCCUUUGUGACAUGUGCACUUGCACUUGGAUGGAUUGAAGCAAAUGAGCAACUUGCCUUUUUUUAUUAAAGAAUAAAUUGUGACGUCCAGAGCUGAUGACCCAAAACAAAAUUUCCAAUGCAUGAGCCAUCAGCAGGGGAUGAGCUGAAUAUUUUCCCGCGAACUCUGUUCUUCUUUAACGAGUGUCUUUGAUAAAGUUGAGUAUUUCGUAUGUCCGUACCUGCACUGGUGAAGUCUGAUGAAGGCAUAUUGAUUUGGAACACUUGCACAUCUAGCCAAACACCAUCAGACUGGUUCAUCUCAUUAUGAAUUUUUUGUCUUUCCAUCAUUAACCAGCCCCAGCGCAGUGUCCUCACAAAUGUUGUUGCCUCUCAUCUUUGUGCCUACAGGACAGAGAUAGGGCCGUGGGAAGUUUAGCGUAGCAUAACCAAGAGUGGCAGCAUGGGGGCAGGGGAGACUCGUACAACACUAGUCAUUUGUCAAAACAUGUUUCACAAUAAACAUGUCCACAAUAAAAACUUGGCAGUGUUAGCAGCAAUUAACUAUGUGGGUUUGAAUAUGCUAAAUAGUGACAAACAGGAUUUAAUCUAAAGAAGGGACUUGUUUUUGUUAAAUUUCUUUCUUUCUUUUUUUUCAUAUUUUUCUUCCAUAUCUAAGGAAUGGCUAAACAAACUGAAUCACCAUGUAUUGUAUUUUUAACAUUCUGGCCGGCACCCAGAACUCCUAAGAUAUUACUUCAUAUUUGUACAGACUGAAGGUGAAUUUAUGUUUAUCCAUGUAUUUAAUUACGUCAGUGAAGUAAUUUACAUUAUUUUGUGUUGGAGAGGCUACAAUGUUAGCUUAGCCCUAGUUGAGCCAAACUCUAUUCAGAAAAUAAGCAUUUUAAAAGUUGUUUGCUUGUUGUCUUGCGGAUAAACCUGACGAGACAUGAAUUCAAGGUCUCAGACUUUACAAAUUGGCAUGGUGAUACAGUGAUUUUGGCAUCUUUUUGAUCCGUUUAUUGUAAUCACAUUACAGCUAAACCUCUAUUGUGGGUGCAUGCAGCUGUAGUAAACCACAUACAUUUAGCCAAUCAGAAAGGUUGGUGUCAAAGAUGCACUAAUUUUGAACUGUAACUGGUGUAUCUCAUAAGGUGAAAGUUUGCUCUGCAAUUGGUUCGAAUUUGCAUUUGGUUUGGACACCGCAUAAAGGAAUUAUUCCAUUACCCAGGUUCUUGUUGUUUCAGAAGUAAUGUUCACAUGGAGCUUUGUUUUCUUCCAACAUGUGCCGGUCUAAGCAGCACAUGCCUUCAUGUUUGUCCAUUGCACUGCAGACACUUGUUAAGCACAAACCGGUGUUUUGGGGGUUUUGGAGUGCACUCUCCAAGAAACACCUUGUAGUGGCCUGGUUUCACCCAUAGAUUCUAAGGGCUUCUAACCCAUACUUGACUUUCACUGGUAUGCAGGUAAAGGUUAGACUGAUCUAUAGAGACGAUGUAGGCCUUUUUUACAAUAUUGCAUAUCCCUCAGUCAUGCAACGCUUCAGAUUUUUCAGAGCUCCCCUCUGAGAAACCUGAGCUGACAUGAUGUGGGUCUUUUCAGCAGACGAUUGCCCCCUCAAAGAUAUGAGCUUGUAAAUGAGACUUUGAAUCACUCAAGAUAUAAGUAUCAGUAACUUUUUGGAGAUACUCCAAAAAAUAGCAACAACACUGGUACCUUAAGAAAAAUGAGGAAAAAACUGAAUUCUUGACUUUUAUCAUUGACUUCUACAGAUUGUUUUGACUAGAUUUUGUUACAAUUCAAAUUUGACUUCUUAGUUGUCUUUUUCAACAGAAUUCCGAUUCAAGGCUAGUAUCAUACCUAGAUUUCUUUCUUUUUAGAUGAAGUCAAAGCAGCUUUAGUCAGUGAGUUUGCAAGGAUUUCUUGUACAUUUCUGUAUUUGCUUAAAUGUUGAAAUGUUCAUUCUCAACCUUGUGGUUGGUUAAUGAUACAAGCUCAACUCAAGGUUAACUUAUUUGCUUGUUUUAGAGCUUUUGAUCUUGGUAACUACCAGGUUUUUCCCAGGGCAACAUUGAACCAUUGUACCGACCUAUAUACCGGAUUAUACCCGUCAUAGGACCGUUAGGAGUAAACACUAAGGCUUUGCUCGCCAUACACAUCCUCUAUCUUCUCUUCAUACAAAACCUUUUUUUUUCUCUCCUUGAACAUGCACCUCCUCCCAUCAUGUUUUUUUUUUCAAUUGAGAACUUUAAUGAAAAACUUCAUGGACAACUGUUGUGAUGACUGGUGUUUGUUUGUUUUUUCACCUGUAAAUACUUGUACAAAGAGGACAAUGUCAGUUUGCUAGGAGGCAUGGAGACUACAAAUGUAACAAAAUAUAAAAUGUUCAAAAUAAAGAUAUGGAAGGUUAAAAUACUUUUUGAUAGCCAAACUUCUGUGAAAAAAAAAACAGUUGAGUGUAAAAAUAUUUAAGGCUGUAUUAUAAGGAGAAAGAGCUUAAUGUAUUUGUUGUUAAUAUGAAAAACUGAUAUAUUAAAGAAAAAUGCAUGAAAACAGUA
Messenger RNA from Gasterosteus aculeatus aculeatus (three-spined stickleback), 8497 nucleotides. Lineage: Eukaryota; Metazoa; Chordata; Actinopteri; Perciformes; Gasterosteidae. The record is from RefSeq and is a predicted model, not a curated record.